This is a messenger RNA of Fragaria vesca subsp. vesca, 378 nucleotides long. Its product is annotated as basic blue protein-like. Gene Ontology annotation, molecular function: electron transfer activity. The record is from RefSeq and is a predicted model, not a curated record. Bases 1 to 378 code for a protein of 125 amino acids. The transcript has 2 exons. Gene Ontology annotation, cellular component: plasma membrane. NCBI's taxonomy places the organism in Eukaryota, Viridiplantae, Streptophyta, Magnoliopsida, Rosales, Rosaceae.
AUGCAGAUGGCACAAUGCAGUACUGCCCUGGUUGUCAUUGCGUUUCUGCUGGUUUCUCUGAGCAUGGUUUUGGCAGAUCAAUACAUUGUCGGGGAUAUUGGCUGGGGAGAACAAGGAGUUGAUUACAAUGCUUGGGCCGCUAGCAAUACUUUCUAUACUGGAGAUGUUUUGAUUUUUCAUUACGAUCCAACCUCCCACAAUGUCGUUGUAGCGACUGGUUCUGAUACGUUUGAUAAUUGCGUUACGCAUCCCAACUUGGGUAUUUAUACCACAGCAAAUGACGAGUUACAUUUGAAUGAUCCUGGAACCUACUAUUUCAUAUGUGAAUUUCAGUGCGGUGUAGAUGACAUGAAGAUGAUGGUCACAGUGAACAACUAG